CUUGGGCAACUCAGUCAUGUGGGCCCACAAAGUUAUUUUGAGCCACAUCCUUUUUGUAGCCGUUGUGGGUUGCGGGUCUUCAAAAGGAUAUAUAUAUUCCUCUGUUGAGAUUGUUGGGGAGUUUUUAGAAGAUUAUAUUCUGAGUCCUUGUCUCCUUAAGACUUCUUAGUAUCUUAGGUAGAGAGUCCUCAAGUUGCUGGUUGAAAUUAAACUCUGGUUGUUUGCUUUUGAUAGAGAAUCCCCGAACCUUUGAAUUUCUUAGUAUUGGAAACAUUUGGGUUGUUCUAUUGGUGUAUCAGUUGUAAUAUAUUACCCUGCAAAAUGGGUUAGUUUAUCUCUUCUAAGUUAAGCUAUAUUUGGAGAAUGAAAGACUGUUGAUGAAUGUUGUUUAUUGUCUUUGAACUCUAUUGAUAUUGCUGGGAGAUUGUUGGCUCACAGUUGGUGUGUUAAGAGGUAUUCCUGGAUGCACAACAGGUGUUUGACAAAAUGCCCUACUGAGUCGGCAUCAAUUUGGUAUCAGAGGCAAUGAGCACUUGUGCUCACGACCCGGGAGACUGGCGUAGGCAAGAGGUUUCUGAUCGACCAGCUUGGCCAAUUUUUGGGCAUGACCACUUACGCGACGAGAGAACCGAGUGGUAUGAGCAACGCUAUAAUCAAAUUUGGUACGAUCUGUCACCUGAAGUGCGGGCUGAGUUGUACGAACAAGAGUAUACUCCUCCUCAGUCUGAACCAGAGAGAUUUCAUGAUGCCAAUGGGAUGGAUUGGAGCGCCUACCGAGUUGAUCAGAAUGAAAAGCAAGGUGUCUGGUGUGAUAGAUCAUGCAACUUGGGCUCUAACGAGUAUAAGUAUGAGCAGUGUGAAUGGCGUCAGAAACCCAUCCAUAACAGAGAUCUCAUUUCGAACAGCAGCACCUCGCAUAUUGGGGGACCCUUUCAAGUGUUUGAGAAAAUGUCUGACCCAGGUUCGGCUGUCCAAAUUGCCACACAUCCGGGCGAUUGGCAUGGUCACCAUGAAGAUCACCUUGGUCGGAUUGAUGGCAUAUCCCAUAGCUAUGACUCGCGCAAUUGGUCUCGAGACGACCGAACUGAUUGGUAUGACCAUGGAACUAGCAAGUAUGAAAUUCGGUCUGGUGAUUUUGGAACCAAUCAGUCUCCACAGUCCGUGGGUGGCAAUUUAUUUGAUGGCAAUCCUCAAUUUCAGAAGCAUGAUAUACAUUUGCUGAAAGGGGCGGUCGAAAAUCUCACUAGGAUGAUGAGUCAGACGUUGGGCUCCAUGGAUCAAAAGUUGGACCUGCUUGAGAAGGCACUAGCGGAAAAAAAUACCAACCUUCUUAAGCCUCAAGCGGAGUUGUCGGUUCAACAAUUCCUUGUUGAUGAGUCUCCAAGUUCUUUAGAAAUUUCCAAGAAAAAUGAAGCUUAUUUACUUGUUGAAGAGAGAGCUGUUGGUGAGCAGUCUAAUAUACACAUGGAUAGCUUGGAAUUUAAAGUCCAAGACACUGGGAAUGAACUGCUAACAAAGAUGGUAGCGUCUGUCACAAAGCAUGUUGUUGAAGAUUCAUCACCGCCAAUGUCCAUUGAACUUCUUGAGGGCAUGUUUGUGGGGAAUGAUAUUCUGAACUCAACAAGCAGUCCUUUUGAGGUCUCUGAGAAAGGCAUCAUUAUAGAAUUUCCAAAAGAGCCUUCUGCAAAAUAUUUCUCUUGCGAAAAAUACCGGGAUGGAAGUGAUUGUUGGAAUUUUAGUAAGCAUAUGCUAUGCUUCCCGCUUAAUUCCAAGCCAAGCACGAAUCGAUUGAUUAGGUGCAAUGCAUAUGAUCAUUACUGGAUGGGAAAACUGGCCUAUAUUCCUAGAUUUUUGACUGGGAGUGUUGUGUUUAAAGGGAUGAAACUUUUUGUGAUGUGUGAGACAAUCAAAUCUUAUUACUUGGCCAUUGACUUCUCUGGGCAUUGUGACUUCGUCAAGAUCAUUGCUGAGUAUGGUAUUAUCGUUAUGAACUCUGCUACUAGCGGUUGUGCCAUCAUGAUCUCGACACCUGGUCAUAUUGGUGAGCGUGCUUGCCUUUCCUGCAUUACUGUUGACACGAGCUGUCAUUAUAAAAUGCUUGGUGCCACUACUCCACAACACACUCAGGCAACAUAUGAUCAGACUAACAAGGAAGUUUCCUCCUACUCCAUGAUUGGUGAUACUGAAUUUUUUCAGAUUCACAUUCUUGAGCUUGUCGUAAUGGGUGCGAGGCAUGAUGAAAAUUUUAUACCACCAACCUUUGAUCCAGGAAUUCCAACUUUUAUUGUUGAAUAUUGCAACUGGAAACUUGGUUAUGCUCGCACUUCAUAUCUAUUGGUGAUCAUCUAUGCUUGGUUGUUCGAAAAUUCGACAGAGUCGAAUUCUUUUGGGAAGGAGAGAAUUGAUGCAGCGUUUGGGCACUUGGGCAACUCAGUCAUGUGGGCCCACAAAGUUAUUUUGAGCCACAUCCUUUUUGUAGCCGUUGUGGGUUGCGGGUCUUCAAAAGGAUAUAUAUAUUCCUCUGUUGAGAUUGUUGGGGAGUUUUUAGAAGAUUAUAUUCUGAGUCCUUGUCUCCUUAAGACUUCUUAGUAUCUUAGGUAGAGAGUCCUCAAGUUGCUGGUUGAAAUUAAACUCUGGUUGUUUGCUUUUGAUAGAGAAUCCCCGAACCUUUGAAUUUCUUAGUAUUGGAAACAUUUGGGUUGUUCUAUUGGUGUAUCAGUUGUAAUAUAUUACCCUGCAAAAUGGGUUAGUUUAUCUCUUCUAAGUUAAGCUAUAUUUGGAGAAUGAAAGACUGUUGAUGAAUGUUGUUUAUUGU
Messenger RNA from Tripterygium wilfordii, 2815 nucleotides. RefSeq lists its product as uncharacterized. The transcript has 2 exons. Lineage: Eukaryota; Viridiplantae; Streptophyta; Magnoliopsida; Celastrales; Celastraceae. The record is from RefSeq and is a predicted model, not a curated record. Bases 526 to 2589 code for a protein of 687 amino acids.